AUGGAUCUCAGAUUAGUGUUUGCGCUCCAGCACAACAGAGACUCCUCCUCCUACUCCCACUCUCUUGACUUCAUCCUCCUUCUCCUCCUUGAUAACCGGACACCGAGGGAACCAGAAGACCAUUUGUUUAAAUGGGAAGACGAGGCAAUCCUUGACGAGGUUAGGAUUGUUGACGCUAAGCACCAGGAUCUGUUACACGAUUUGCAAUCCCUUUCCAACACUGUUCUGGAAGAGCUAGCUCGACAAGAAGCUAGUAUCGGGAAACUGAAAUAG
Molecule: messenger RNA, 273 nt
Organism: Eruca vesicaria subsp. sativa (arugula)
Lineage: Eukaryota; Viridiplantae; Streptophyta; Magnoliopsida; Brassicales; Brassicaceae
Source: the annotation of a GenBank genome assembly